AGAGUGCUCUCUGGUUGGGUGAGGCAACCACCAUGGAUACCGUUGCCACGGCUGAGAGGAGAUAGUAGAUAACAGCAACGGUCACCUUGUCCUUUGUAUACGACCCACUGACAACAGCCGGUCUUCUUGGUCUCCUCUGCUCUGCUCUGCUCUGCUCUCAUCUCUCAUCUGGAUGGAGAGAGCCGCGUCCAGAAGACCCACACCCUCGCCACAAGUCUCCGGCUCCGGCCCUCUUCUUCUCCCCUCACCCUCCCAGCCUCCACCUGGAGAGAUCCGCGGACCAGCUGAGCUAAGCUGAGCCAGCCAUGGUCUUCUGGGAGCGCGACUGGUGGCGCAAGUGGUGGGAGAAGCGCCAGCGGGACUGCUGCGAGUGCGAGUGCGAGUGCAGCUGGACCAAGGCCGCCGUCUGGCUGGCCGUACUGGCCGUGACCGGGGGCGUCCUCGCCCUCCUCAUCCUCGCCUUCGCCGUCGUCAAGCCGCCCACGGCCAGUGCCGACGACGCCCUCCUCACGCGCUUCGAGCUCGCUACGUCCCCCAACGCCACGGCGAGGCCGCCGCUCCAGCUCCUGUCGUACAACGCCACGGUGACCAUCUCCCUGCGCAACCCCAACCUGCACUACGGCAUCACCUUCGGGGCCGUGGCCGCGGCCUUCUCCUUCAACGGCACCCGCUUCGACGAGUCCGGCACCGUGCCGACCAUCAGCCUCGCCGCCCGGAAGGAGACCACGGUGCGCCUCAGGGUCGGUGACGUCGGCCGCGCCCUGCCCAAGCUGCCGGCGGCCGGUGCGACGGAGUUUGCCAAGCAGAAGGAGGCCGGCGUGUUCGAGGUGGAGGUCCGGCUGGACACGGUGAUGCAGUACAAGGGGCGCAAGACCAAGUGCCCCCUGGUCGUCAUCUGCCCGCUGAGCCUGCAGCUCGUCGACCCGGACGUCGCCGCCACCGCCUUCCAGAAGACCAAGUGCACCAUCCUCAGGGCCAAGAUCUCCGGCUGCUAGCCCCGCGCCCCCCAUUGUCACUUGUUGUUUUGGUUUGGUUUCAUUCCCUGCUGUAAAAAUCGAUCGUUGCUCGACUGUACUUAACCAGUACUCCCUCCGUCCGGAAAUACUUGUCCUAAAAUUAAAUAUAAUAGAUGUACCUAUAACUAAAA
Hordeum vulgare subsp. vulgare (domesticated barley) is the source of this 1147-nucleotide messenger RNA. RefSeq lists its product as uncharacterized. The transcript has a single exon. The record is from RefSeq and is a predicted model, not a curated record. Gene Ontology annotation, cellular component: plasma membrane. The coding region runs from base 306 to 995 and encodes 229 amino acids. Lineage: Eukaryota; Viridiplantae; Streptophyta; Magnoliopsida; Poales; Poaceae.